Molecule: messenger RNA, 881 nt
Organism: Racocetra persica
Lineage: Eukaryota; Fungi; Glomeromycota; Glomeromycetes; Diversisporales; Gigasporaceae
Source: the annotation of a GenBank genome assembly
AAGAGAACAAUAUUAAAGGUGAAACUCUUAAGAGAUCUAUAAAUAAUGCUGACAAUGUUUUCGCAGAUCAAGAAGAAUUAGAAGAUGGAUCAAGUUUCGCUUCAGAAGAUGUGCCAUGUUUUGGGUUGGGCUAUAAUGAUGGUUUAAACUAUCAUUUCAACCGGGAAAUUUUAGAAAUUUAUAAUAAUGCAGAACAAUGUGAUCCUAUCAAAAUGGGAGUGAUAAAUCUUGAAGAUCCCCGAAAGAACCAAACAAGACCGUUUAAGUUGAUUUCGGAAAUGUUUAAGAAAGACUUUAGAAGAUGUGCAGACGAUUAUAUAAAUUCAGAGGUGAAGACGAUGUUGAUUGAAAUAAGAAACAUUUCGGAUGUUUCUGCAGCACAAAGCUUUGUAUCUAAAUAUAAAGAAUUGGAAUCAUUCGAAUUUGAUAUGGCUUCAGUAAUUCAAAGUUUCGUUGUUUCGAUCGCCCAUACAUUUAGAAAUUCAGACAACGACUCGAGAACACGGCAUGGCAUGAUUCCUGACAUUAAACUUCUCUUUAUUAAAAGGAACGUAGAAAUUGUAGUAGUCGAACAUGCAAAGAAUACAUCUAGUGAUGGACGAAAGAAGAAUAUAGAUGAUAAACAAAACAUUAUAGUAUUGAUGCAUAAUCAAAUAACAAAGAUACAUAAUCUUUUGAAAGAAGCUAAUAGAGAAGAUGAUAUUAAAGAAAUUGAAGUAUAUGGUAUUGUUACAUCAAAAUUAAAAGUGGAAAUUUAUGUUAUGCAUCUAUCAGCUCCAGAGUUAUACCUCUUUUAUAAGAUAUUUAGUUUUGAACUACCAAAAACAGUUUGUGAUUUCGAUAUACUUAGCAAUGUGCUGAGCUGUUUGAUUCGAUUUCGU